This is a messenger RNA of Nicotiana tabacum (common tobacco), 991 nucleotides long. Its product is annotated as DEAD-box ATP-dependent RNA helicase 35-like. Gene Ontology annotation, molecular function: nucleic acid binding; zinc ion binding. The record is from RefSeq and is a predicted model, not a curated record. NCBI's taxonomy places the organism in Eukaryota, Viridiplantae, Streptophyta, Magnoliopsida, Solanales, Solanaceae.
UAGCUUUCAGAUGUUCGGCUUAUUUAUCUUUUGCUUCGUAAAUUCAGUCACAUACUAUAAAUAACUGGAAUUGAUUCAUCCUCCAUCAGAAAUUAAAUCAUAUUACGAAGACCGGACCUCGUAGUAUCUUAAACACAGCAACAUACCUGUUUUCCCCGUCCGGUCGCUGGAAUUUAGAUCCCUGCAAUUACCGAAUCUGAAAUUAGUUUCUCUGCAAUUAGUCACUUUUUUUUGCUAUUGCUCAGAUGGUAGACCACUUAAAUAUGUAUUGUGCUUGUAGGAGAUGGAGGAGGAAGAUGAUUAUGUUGAUUAUAUACCAGUGGCAAAGCGCAGGGCAAUUGAGGCGCAAAAGAUCCUUCAACGCAAGGGGAAAUCUGAAACAUUUGAAGAGGAAGAAGAGAUGUCCUGAUAGAGAAUAUGCAAUUGCGGCAUUCAAAGCAUGCAAGAAAGAUGUCUUAGUUGCCACUGAUGUUGCCUCAAAGGGGUUGGAUUUUCCUGAUAUUCAGCAUGUGAUUAACUAUGACAUGCCUGCCGAAAUUGAAAACUAUGUGCACAGGAUUGGACGAACAGGACGAUGUGGAAAAACAGGAAUUGCCACCACAUUUAUCAACAAGAACCAGAGCGAAACAACAUUGCUUUAUCUAAAACACUUGUUGCAAGAAGCAAAGCAGAGGAUCCCUCCAGUCCUCGCAGAGCUCAAUGAUCCCAUGGAAGACGUAGAAGAAAUCACAAAUGCAAGUGGAGUAAAGGGUUGUGCAUAUUGUGGUGGGCUUGGUCAUCGUAUCCGUCACUGUCCCAAGCUAGACCACCAAAGAAGCCAGCAAAUUGCAAAUUCAAGGAGGGACUACUUUGGGUCUGGAGGUUAUCGUGGAGAAAUUUGAUUCACAUUUUCAUUUGUUUACUGUAACAUGCAAAAUGUAUUCGCUUGUCUCUGUACUUUAUGAACAAAUUCAGUAAUUUUGCCAUAAAUGUUGUUCUACUUCGUACUCAA